AUGGGCCCUGUCGAACUCGAACCUGAAAAACAACAACAUCAACAACAACAACUCUCCAUCCCCAAACGGCAGAAAGCCGUGGUCGUUGAAAAUGCCGGACCCAACGCCACGAUCUCCGUGCAGGAAACCGAAGUGCCCCUCUACGGCGACGACGAGGUGCUCAUACGCCUGUGCUACAGCAGCAUCUGCCAUACGGACGUGGCAUUCGCGUAUGGCGAGUGGGGCCAGAUGGGGUUCGGCAUGACGGACGGGAACCGCACGCCCGGGCACGAAGGUGUCGGGCAUGUCGUCGCCGUGGGCGCGAAGGUCGACGGUGAAAAGUUCAAAGUGGGUGAUCGCGUGGGCACCAAGUGGUUGCGGAGGGUGUGUGGGACGUGCGAGUCGUGCCAGCGCGGCGACGAGCACCUCUGCGCCGAACGCACCAUUUACGGCCAUGCGUCGCCGGGGUCGCUGCAGCAGUACGUGGCGUCGCAGGCGGCCACGACGCCACGGAUUCCCGACAGUCUGCCGCUGUCCAAAGUCGGGCCUUUGCUGUGCGCGGGCGUUACCAUGUUCCGGGCGCUGAAGAAGGUCCAGGCGGCCUCGACGGGCGACUGGAUCGCCAUCGCCGGCGCGGGCGGCGGUCUGGGCCACUUGGGGGUGCAGUUCGCGCGCAAGAUGGGGUUCCAGGUCGUGGGCAUCGACUCCGGCGACAAGGAGGACUUCUGCCUGUUCAUGGGGGCGCACCGCUUCGUCGACUUCCGCACGACACCCGACGUCCCGGCCGCGGUGCGCGCCGUCACCGGCGACAGCGGGGGCGCGCGAGGCGUGCUCGUGCCCACGGGCAGUCCGGCGUCGUACGAGCAGGCUUGCAAGAUGCUGGCGCCCGCGGGCACGCUGGUCUGCAUCGGCCUACCGGCCGGGGGGCCCUUCACGCUGCCGCUGCCGCUGCUCGACAUCAUCAACUCGGGGUACACCGUCACGGGGGUCAAUGCGAGCCGGCUGCAGGACAUUCAGGACACGUUGGACUUUGCGGCGCUGCAUCAGAUCCUGCCCAUGACCGAGCGACUGCCGAUGGGCGCGGCGGGGGAGGCGUUCGAGCGGUUGAAGGAGGCCAAGGUCAAAGGAAGGAUUGUGCUGGAUCUUCAAUAG
Molecule: messenger RNA, 1131 nt
Organism: Fonsecaea erecta
Lineage: Eukaryota; Fungi; Ascomycota; Eurotiomycetes; Chaetothyriales; Herpotrichiellaceae
Exons: 1
Coding region: 1-1131 (376 amino acids)
Molecular function (GO): zinc ion binding; oxidoreductase activity
Source: RefSeq, a predicted model, not a curated record